GGAUUACAAGGAUAAGUGAGCUCAUAUGUACAUAAGGAGAGCUCGGGCCAUAUUCAAGUUGCUAGAAGCUACAGGGCUGCAGGGAUUAGCAGUUUCCCCCCUCUAGUGGGGGUAGUUUCUUGUUGCCAUCACGCCGAAGCUUCCUUACACCCUAAUGCCUUUUUUUCUGAGCCUCACCUCAAAUCUCCAACUUACAAACAGAACAGCAACAGCAAUCGCACUCACGACGGCGCGGCAUCCCUCCCUCAGCCCUGUCUGAAAUGCAGUAAUACUAUAUUUAGGGCGAUAGAAGCUCUAGGAAGUAAUAUCAAGACUGCCAAUUUGCCUUGAACUUUUUACUGUUCUCCUUUACCACUAUCGGCGAACCCGACAAUUAACAAUCUCCCAAGGAUUAUAUCACUUCCACAAAUUCCACAUGAUGCGCGCCAAUCUCCUGAGGCUUGCCCAAAGUGGCCGCGGCAACCUUUCCAUUGCAGCGCGCCGUGCCUCCGUUCUCAAUGUCAAUCAACGGCUCACAGCGAUGCUCUUGCCUCGUGCCGUGUCCCACCAACCCGUCCUGACGCGCCUCUUCUCUACGUCCUCCCCCGUCGCGAACCAGACAGCACCUAAAGUCGAUAUUGCACCUAUUACUCAGGCCGAGUAUCAUGAUUUGGCUGAUCAAUACCUCGACGCGGUGCUUACUAAGUAUGAGGAGCUCCAGGAUGAGUACGGAGAGGUUGACGUUGAGUAUAGUUCUGGCGUUAUGACCGUUAAGAUCCCCAAUGUCGGUAUCUAUAUAAUCAACAAGCAGCCUCCUAAUAAGCAAAUAUGGCUGUCAUCACCUGUCUCCGGUCCAAAACGAUACGAUUACGUGCGAUCCAGCGAGGGACAGGGUGAAAACCAAGAUACUAGCGAGGGAGAAUGGGUUUAUGCUCGAGAUGGCACGACUCUGAGCGACCUCCUAUUAAAAGAGACAGGCAUUGUAGUCGAAUUGGGAUCCGAGUAAAUGGUUUAAUAUAUUGACGACUAACUAAGCUCACAUCUCUCACUUUUGGGGGGUAAUUUGAAGACGAUAUGGUGUUUAUUAGAGGGAUGACGGGCAAUGAUUUGACAGAGGAGUUCGAGCUAGGGUUGUACCAUACCACGCUUUUGCAUCACGCGGCGGAGUUCAGGCUUCAUUGUGCUAUACCACUCAUCGCAUUAUAGUUAACGAGAAAGAAAAAAUAAUUAUUGCUAUUAUACCACACA
This is a messenger RNA of Daldinia decipiens, 1227 nucleotides long. Its product is annotated as Frataxin. The coding region runs from base 416 to 985 and encodes 189 amino acids. The record is from RefSeq and is a predicted model, not a curated record. Gene Ontology annotation, biological process: iron incorporation into metallo-sulfur cluster; intracellular iron ion homeostasis. Gene Ontology annotation, cellular component: mitochondrion. Lineage: Eukaryota; Fungi; Ascomycota; Sordariomycetes; Xylariales; Hypoxylaceae. The transcript is spliced from 2 exons. Gene Ontology annotation, molecular function: iron chaperone activity; 2 iron, 2 sulfur cluster binding; ferroxidase activity.